This is a messenger RNA of Hyphopichia burtonii NRRL Y-1933, 1820 nucleotides long. Its product is annotated as FG-nucleoporin. Gene Ontology annotation, molecular function: structural constituent of nuclear pore; phospholipid binding; single-stranded DNA binding. The coding region runs from base 42 to 1370 and encodes 442 amino acids. Gene Ontology annotation, cellular component: nuclear pore nuclear basket; nuclear membrane; nuclear pore central transport channel. The record is from RefSeq and is a predicted model, not a curated record. Lineage: Eukaryota; Fungi; Ascomycota; Pichiomycetes; Serinales; Debaryomycetaceae. The transcript has a single exon. Gene Ontology annotation, biological process: NLS-bearing protein import into nucleus; nuclear pore organization; regulation of DNA-templated transcription.
UUCUAGAAUAUUGACGAAUAUUCAAUUAUAAUAGCUUAUAUAUGUCUGGUUUAUUUGGUAACUCCAGUGGUAGUGGUGGUACCGCAACACAGUCACUGCUCUUUGGCGGUGUGGGUUCUGCAGGAGCCAAUAAUGCAUCUAAUAGUCAUGGCACCGGUAGCACUAGUGCACCUCAACAUAAUGCCAAUGGGCCAAUUUGGUUUGAACAUACUAAGAAAAGAACCAUUACUAAUCAUCUAGUGCCGAAAAGAAAGUCUGCUUUCCAAAGUACAUCAGCAUCGUCAACCAAUGGUGAUUCUAAAAAUGAUAAAUCCAACAGAGGUGAAUCUAAAAACAGUGUUAAAAGUUUAUUAGAUACUGAUGCUUCUAAUGAAUAUAAUUUGGUAUCGUUUGGAUCCAAACAACGUAAAUCAAUAACCACCGGCUCCGGAAUAUCGGAUUUUGAUAUCAGUAGUGGAGAUUUACUGAAAUAUCAUGAUACAGUCAAUGAAACUAUUAAUGAAGAGUUCCCCUUGUAUAAUAAUAAUGAAGACUUACCACCGUCUAGAUCAAUAUUUGAUUUGAAUGAUGAGGUAUUGAUUUCACUCAAUAGACCUUCUAGUCAGCAUCCGGACUCCUUUAUCAAUAAAGAUCCAAAGAAUUAUAAUAACGUUUUCACUAAUAAGGGCUCCACUGAUUUGGUGGCCAUUGAAAAUAACGAUGCUAAACAAGCAGGGGCCACCUCUGCCACCGCUAAUGGUAAAGCAUCUUCAUCGUCUAGUAACCCAUUGAAUCAUGGAGAAACAGCCAUUUUAGUAUUUGGAUACCCUGAAGCAAUGGCAAAUCAAGUAAUUUUACAUUUUCUGGAAUUGGGUAAUGUUUUAGAAGAUUUUGAAAUUAAUAAGAGUGCGUCUAAGGGUGCCGGUAACAGUUUGAUUAACCAAACUUUAGAUAAUAAUAAAUUAAUUGCUCCUAUAUUUAGUGGAGAAUCUUGGGUUAAGAUUACAUAUGAUAAUCCAUCUUCAGCUAUUGAUGCAUUACAAGAAAAUGGUACAGUAUUCAACGGACAUUUAUUAGGAGUUAUUCCAUAUACAAGAAAUGCAAUUGAAAAAUUACAAAAAAGAAAAUUAACCGAAAAUGAGGAUAUUGGUGGGGAUUUUGAGUUACGUAGACUGUUAGAUAAAUCAAAAAAACUUGACACCAUUGGUAAUCCAGGAGAAUCCAGUGAUAUCCAAGGUGCUUAUGUUAAAAGACUAGAUAUUAAAGACGGAUCAGGAUUGUUUUUGAAAGCUAAUGACCCAACUAAACCUGAAGUUGAUAAGAAAAAUGAUGAAAAAUUAGGGAUUUGGGGCAAAACCCUCAAAUUUUUCUUUGGAUUCAAUGAAUUAUAAGGGAAUCGUGUACAUUAAAUAUAUAUUAAGUUAGAGGUAAUCACUGUAGUUAUCUAUAUUGACGCCUUGAAAGAUCCGAUUGAGGAUAUCUUGGAGGACUCAUUGUUCUUCUAGAAGGACUUAAACUUCUCACUGAGGAUGGAUUUGAGCCAUAUUCAUACUUGACAGGAUUUGGACUUCUAUAUAGGUCAUGCAUUGAUUUCUGGGGACUUGGAGAUCUUGAAGAUAAUCCAUGACUAGGCAGAAUAAACCUUGAGCUCGAUAAUGAAGGAAGAAUUUUGUUGGGGUUUAAAUCAGGUUUAUGAUUAUCAGAUAGUCUGCUACCAUGAAUCGUACUUGAAAAUUUGGGAACAUAAGGAGUUGAUCGACUUAUCCAAUUAGGUUGGGAUUCAUCAUCUUCACUAUCACUAUAAUGAGAUCUUUUUUGUAAAUCAUAUAAUUCUGAAAGAG